This is a messenger RNA of Labeo rohita (rohu), 2306 nucleotides long. RefSeq names its product derlin 1 (gene derl1). The transcript has 8 exons. The coding region runs from base 170 to 928 and encodes 252 amino acids. NCBI's taxonomy places the organism in Eukaryota, Metazoa, Chordata, Actinopteri, Cypriniformes, Cyprinidae. Gene Ontology annotation, molecular function: ubiquitin-specific protease binding; misfolded protein binding. Gene Ontology annotation, cellular component: Hrd1p ubiquitin ligase ERAD-L complex; endoplasmic reticulum membrane. Gene Ontology annotation, biological process: endoplasmic reticulum unfolded protein response. The record is from RefSeq and is a predicted model, not a curated record.
AACUAAACGGGGAAGGAGUGCGUACACCAGGGUAACCAAAAUAGAAGAAGACCGAAACAGCAUUUCUGCGUUGUGAUCGCAGAUUCGUUUGUGGCACCUGCUCGUUUUCUUAUCCUGCAUCGGCGGAGAAGCGACAGAGAAUCUCCAGGCUCUUAAAUCAUAUGGCAAGAUGUCAGAUAUCGGGGACUGGUUUAAAAACAUCCCUUUCAUCACUCGUUACUGGUUUGCUGGCUCAAUUGCAGUGCCGCUCAUAGGAAAGCUGGGAUUAAUCGGUCCUAUGUACCUUGUGUUAUGGCCGGAGGCAUUCUUUCAUAAAUUCCAGAUAUGGAGACCGAUAUCUGCAACGUUGUAUUUUCCAGUUGGCCCAGGGACAGGUUUUCUAUAUCUGGUUAAUUUGUAUUUCCUCUACCAGUACUCUACGAGGCUUGAAACGGGAGCUUUUGAUGGAAGACCAGCAGACUACAUGUUCAUGCUUCUAUUCAACUGGAUUUGCAUUGUUAUAACAGGCUUAAUGAUGGACAUGCAGCUCCUGAUGAUCCCUUUGAUCAUGUCUGUUCUGUACGUCUGGGCUCAGCUAAAUCGCGACAUGAUUGUAUCUUUCUGGUUCGGCACCAGAUUCAAGGCUUGUUACCUCCCUUGGGUCAUUCUGGGGUUCAACUAUAUCAUCGGUGGCUCCGUUGUCAACGAGCUGAUUGGCAACUUAGUUGGCCACCUAUACUUCUUUCUGAUGUUCAAAUACCCCAUGGAUCUGGGUGGCAGGUCCUUCCUCUCCACCCCACAGUUCCUGUACAGGAUGUUCCCAAAUCGACGAGGUGGGGUGUCUGGAUUCGGCGUUCCUCCAAGCAGGAGACCUGUGCCCCAAGAGCAGGCAGGGGGUGGAGGUGGGCGCCAUAACUGGGGUCAAGGAUUUCGGCUGGGAGACGACUGAAGCCUUGGACUCACAGAUCAAUGGAUAAAUACAGAAACUUCUAACAUCAAUGCUGCAGAAUAUAAAUUUUAUAUGUUUGGGUUUGUGUUUGUUGCAUUUCUUCUGACCCACAAGGAAAAGUGAUGAGGCUCUUUCCCAGCGUUACGUAUUUUCCUCUUACUUUCGAUGUCAUAACACACUUUUAUUGAGUUUCACAGUGUGUACAGAAACUCUGCAAAAAUAUGUGCCGUAGCAGAGUUGGUGUAAUUGUAGGAAAUUCAGGGGACUUUGAUUGUGUUUAACAUAAUAUGACUACAUCUUAUAGCAUAUUCAUGUUACCUGCUCACAGUCAAAUGUAGCUGAUUAAUUUCUCAAUGAACUGUUCAGUAGAUUGUUUGUUAGCAUGGUUGUUUAGGAAUGGUCAUGGAUUUUAAAUCAAUAUAUAUAUAUUUUUUUUUUUAUCACCUCUUUUGUCUAAAUUGAUUAGGUUAAAUUUAUUGUAAAUUUUCUUAAGCAUUUCUUAUGCUUUACAUUUGUGAAUUAACUGAAUUACCAAUCAAAAUAUGCAGAUGAAAUUGCUGUGCAUAUUUCAGUCUGUUUUAUACAUGUAUGCAUAUUUCCAUCUGUUUUAUAUGUUUAGUUGCCAGCCUUGAGUAAAGUUUAUCAAUCGAACCAUUUAAACUGCCAUGCACUUUUAACACACUACUGAUUUAUCUUAUGAUACAAACACAUGCUCUCUAACAUUUUUCUGACAACAAAAGGAAACCUGAGUUUUAUAAUUAUUUGUACACUGGAAGUUAUUUUUUAUCACUUUGAGUGCUAUUAUAUUUGAUUUGUUUCCCAACCAUUUGUGGUUAAAAAUGAUCAAAAACUAAACCUAUCUCUAUUAUGUUUCCUUAUUAUUAUUUUAAAUUAGUGCUAUUGGUUAUAUGUGUGUUGAGGGUUUAACAAAUAUUUAACCAAUGAAAUGCAUUCAAAAGAACUUGUGACUAAACCUCGUAACGCCAUUGGAUCCUCAAAUUGUCACUCAUACCUCAUAACUCCACCCCUUCAUUCAGAAUGAAGUACCGCGACGCAUAGUUUUAAUUCAGAUGUCUGCUUCGCAGUCCAAGGGGUAAAUAAAGAAUUGUUGUUCGAGUAAGUACAUUUUUUUUUUACUCAAGAAAUACUGUCUAUAAAGGCUAAUGUUUUUGUGUUUUAAGAGCGGAGAAGAGUCUUAGCAUUUGCCGUCUAGUUGUAGCAAAUAUACUUUUCUAUGUUUUAAAUAUCCUGUACAAAGCGGUUAAACUUUUAUAUCACGAAUGUUCACCAUACAUUUUGGCCUAAUGUAUUAAACAAGAAGGAAAACUGAGCGCCCAUAUAGCUACAAUAAACUUUAUAACCUGUAAAUUGAUGAAAA